This is a messenger RNA of Oreochromis niloticus (Nile tilapia), 1972 nucleotides long. It is a transcript of the gene dap, whose product is annotated as death-associated protein. Lineage: Eukaryota; Metazoa; Chordata; Actinopteri; Cichliformes; Cichlidae. Gene Ontology annotation, molecular function: death domain binding. Gene Ontology annotation, biological process: negative regulation of autophagy; apoptotic signaling pathway; cellular response to amino acid starvation. The transcript has 4 exons. The record is from RefSeq and is a predicted model, not a curated record. The coding region runs from base 161 to 475 and encodes 104 amino acids.
UCACCACGCAUCUCUUCCAAACAAUGCUCAGGAAAAAGCCACGUUGACGAUCCAGACUUGAGUGUAGUCCACAUUUUUCAGGCAGAAUAAAGCGGGAACUGCUUUAAAAUUGAGGCUCAGCUCCUUUCUCGCAGCAGAGCCCCACAUCUGAGCAGGCAGCAUGUCAUCGCCGCCGAAGGAGAAAAUCGAAACCAAAGGCGGUCAUCUCCCUGCAGUAAAGGCAGGCGGUAUGAGGAUAGUGCAGAAGCACCAGCCAACUCCUGCUCCAGAACCACCGCAGAAAGAUGACAGCGAGGAGUACAUCAGCAGCAGUCCACCGAGGGCCCCUGUGAUUGUGUCUGGAGUGGUUACAAAGGGUGAUAAGGACUUCACCCCAGCUGCUGCCCAGGUGGCCCACAACAAGCCCCAGCCUGGUGUUCCCAAGCUGCCCCCUGCCCAGCACAUCAACCAGCACAUCCACCAACCCCGCAAGUGAGCCAGGCGCCAAUCUACAACCAAGCCACCAAGCUACUAACUCCACCAGCCGGCCUUCCAAAUGGAACAGAUAGGAUGAAGACAGUUCCCCACCAGGCACAGAUCUCCUCUAAAUGAAAAGAGUAAUUACAUAUUUUGAGAAAUUUGUCAGUAACAAGACACCUGAAGUCAGUAACGCUUCAGUGCAAGUCCCACUUUUAAUACCACUGCUGCAUUGGUGCCGCUCUAGUAGCUCUGCACUUUAGGGUUCUCUCCUUUUGAAGGAUUAUUUUCCACUUGAAUAAGUCUUAAGGUGAUAUAAACUGAUGAAGAGUGUUCUUAAAUUUUUCUCUUUCAAAAAAAAGAAAAAAAGAAAAUCAAAUAUAAACAGAAACCGAUCUCAGAUCUGAGUCUGUUUGGGGAACUUUGACAACAUCCAGUCAAUCACAGCAACCUCCCAAUCAGCCCAACCAAGUUCACAAUAUGAUCCUUUGAUCUUUGCAAAAGAACCAAUCAACAAGUUAAGGAGGUGGAUCCCUGUUUAUUAACCCUCCAAACCAAAAAAAACCCCCCACAGAAAGCAGCUUUUGAGUGUAUAAUUCAGCAGCUUUGACAAGAGAAAGUACGACUAGCAAAUUACAUGACAGCAAUAACCAAUCAUUAGCGCAUUAGUGCUUAAUUGCAUUCCAUUUGACCUGGUCAACCAUAUUAUAUAUUAAUGCUAGAAAUGUCUAAGAGAAUAAGCGAUGUAAUGUUUGAUUGGCCUUCAUUUGAAAUUUUUGAAUAUAUUUAAAUAUUACAGAUAUGUUUGCUGUAGUGAGGCCAUUACCCAAGAAGCUUUUUGUUUAUGCUUGAUGUCAUCAGUCGAAAUGCGAGCACAUGCUAACGAAGCUUCUGAGCCACAGUCGAACCUGUUGAGCUUUUAUCACCGUUUCCUCCCAGUGUGCCCGUUCUUACCUUUAUUUAACAGAAAGGAAUCCCUCACAGUUGUUAUCGGCCUCAGCUGUAUCGGUAUUUAUCGUUUCCCGUAAACGUAACCUGUUCACAGUAAAACUCUACCAUCGGUGCCUCAUCGCUUAGAUUUUGAAGAUGCGCAGACUCAUUGGUCUCGUGUUUAUUUGUUGCAGAAUGAAAGUGCAGCGAAAUAUGUAAUGAAACUUAAAGAGUACCACCGGCUGCGGCAUGCUCUGUGACUGCAUUAACAUUAGCCCAGAUAUCACAAGGGACUUAAUUACAAGGUGAACAAAGCAUUACAGAGAAGCAGUUGAGCAAAGAGCGAGGCGUUAAACUGUCAGAUGAAGGUGAAAAUGGGAACAUUAAAGGAGAAUAGCACAGGUGUAACAAAAAAGAGCACUUUCUACAUUCCAUACAAAAAGCGUCGAAGCAAAGACAUUUCAGCCACGCGACUGUUUAUCGGCGUACGAUGAAGAUGCAGCACGUUUAUCGUUACUCGGCUCAAAACGUGUCAGAAAUGUGUACAACCUCCCGAAAAUCCAGAUUGGGUUUCCCGAGAGUGAUA